AUGUUAUUAGAAAAAAAAGAAACUCUUAGAUUCCAGUCAUCAGGGAAGCAGAUUCUUCAAGAGCUGAAACUUUAUGGGAACAGAAUUUCAUCCGUCGAAAAUACUGGGAGUUUGAAAGAACUGCGCUACCUUCAACUACAGUACAACUCAAUCACGACUUUAGGGGAGGGUCUGAAACUGAAAAACCUGAUUUGUCUUCGACUUGACCACAAUAACCUGACUGAAAUCAAGUGUUCUCAGCUCUGUGGAUGUUCGAAUCUGCGUAUAUUAAACAUCUCAAGUAACAGGCUAACUAAUUUGCAGGCGCUAAAAGUGUUGCCUCAACUUGAAGAACUUCUGGCAGCUAGUAACAAGUUGAAAGAACCUCCUGACCUUACUCCUUGCCACAACCUGAAGGAGAUAAAUCUUUCUGAUAACCAACUUACGAGAAUCAACGGGCUCCAUUUUAUGAAAGCCCUGGAGGUAGGUAAUACUUCAUUCUACAGGUUGCAUUUGGGACGAACAGACAACGGAGCAAUUGCUACCGAUAAAUGCAGAUGGGGAUAG
Molecule: messenger RNA, 546 nt
Organism: Acanthosepion pharaonis
Lineage: Eukaryota; Metazoa; Mollusca; Cephalopoda; Sepiida; Sepiidae
Source: the annotation of a GenBank genome assembly